This is a messenger RNA of Aspergillus ochraceoroseus IBT 24754, 2976 nucleotides long. Its product is annotated as putative cytokinesis regulator (Byr4). Lineage: Eukaryota; Fungi; Ascomycota; Eurotiomycetes; Eurotiales; Aspergillaceae. The transcript is spliced from 2 exons. Gene Ontology annotation, molecular function: GTPase activator activity. The record is from RefSeq and is a predicted model, not a curated record. Gene Ontology annotation, cellular component: SIN/MEN two-component GAP complex; mitotic spindle pole body. Bases 1 to 2976 code for a protein of 991 amino acids. Gene Ontology annotation, biological process: regulation of Ras protein signal transduction; mitotic spindle orientation checkpoint signaling.
AUGGCGCCGUUGACCCUUGAAGUGCGACAUAACAGUGAGGGGACAAUUGAGUGUUGGGACGACGAUGACGAGCUACAAUUUAACGACGAUAUUAACUUACGUGCCACAUCAACUGCCACAUCAGUGACAAACUCAUCGUUACGUCGAUCAGGACACCGUGACUCUAUCUCCUCUCGCCGCUCCGCUCGCUCCGAUCUUGACUCUACUGCUGGGGGCGAUGAAGACUGGCAGGUUCAGCUGCUGGAUGAUGAUGAAAUUGUGAACGAAGAGGCGCUAACUUCCGCAAAAAACGCGGGAAUUCCACUGCCUACGAACGUUCCCCGGUCAGCACUUAUCGGAGGCACCAUCAAACGUCUUGGCAGGAGAAAGACGAAGAGAGAAUUUAUCGAUGAUUGGUCCGAUGACCUAGAGCUACCAGGUCCAGAUGCAGUCCUAGAGCUAAAACGAUCCCAUGAUACACCCUUCCCUGAUUCACUUCCCCAACUCAGCUCUACUGCAGCGAGCCCAGUGAAGACCUCUCCUUUUCGUUUUGGGGAUGAUGGAGACCUUCAUGCACACCAAGGGACCUCCCAGUCCAUUCUGGAUAACUUUCUAGAUCUCGACGAUAUCGAUGAUAGCCAAGAUGUCCCUACGAUUAAAAUAGCCAAUCCCCAGCCACCGCAAAGAGCAAGUAUUAUUGGUUAUGUAGGGCCUAGCGAAGAAGCCUCGGCCGAAAACUUCGAGGACGAUUUUGAACUUCCGGCAGAUAAUCUUCUCAGCCUUUGCCGUCGUGAACCCCCCGUGCGAGACUCCAGCCCAACCCCAGAAGACUUUGAUGUGGAAUGGUCUGAAGGUAGUAUUGGUGUCCGGUUUGGUGGCACUACACGAGAUCACCGGUCGAACCCAAGCUCCUCAAUUUCGGUAGUUAGCCCUAGUGCGUCAAGUUAUUUGACAGGCGAAAGCGAUGACGAAGGUCUUGACGGUCUUGUUAUUCCAGAAGGGCCUCUAGACUUUGGGGCGUGCUUGAAGAGACGGAAGAAUCCAAAUUCCACGGAUGCAGCUCGUCUCCAACCCGACCACGAGAAAUGCGAGCAGCCGCCUCCUGCAGACGAUUUUUUCUCUGGACUCGAAAUAAAUGAAAACGAGUCCUUUAAUACUCGAAGACCAUCAGUAAACCCAAACAUUAGAUGCAAGAGCGAGCCCUUGGGGAGUCCAGCGCGUCGCUCCGCAACGACCCUCACGUUUACAAACGGUCCUCUAUCGCCAAAGACCCGGAUUCCGCGCCUUUCAGGCCACGAUCGCCCUCACUCGACCCACCUAGAAACUGUGUCUGAGAGCGGCGCACCACUCUCGAAGUUUCGUACGUCCCCCCGCCGAUCUGGGGGCCAUGUUGCCCAUUCUUCCGUAUCCAGCCUUCCCGCCUCCGGAUCCACAUCGAUAUCCCCAACUCCUCCCUUUACGCCGAGCCGACGACUUGUGGGGACCCGAAUCGCAAAAGAGCUACUCGGAGAGCGUGCCGCCCCUGGAAGACAGCUCUUGAGGUCGAAACGAUCGAUGCCCUCGAUGCGGAAUCAUUCACAGAUUACCUCAACGACUUCUCUCCCGAGUCCUCAUCGCCCGGAUGGUUCGACUUGGUCUAAUCCCCGGCUUUGGACUCCAAUCGAUCGCACAGCUUCCGACGUCAGAUUGUCCGGCCGUAAAUCUGCACCAUUCAUUCCUGCGGGGGCAUCUGACAAACAGUCUCAUCACGCAAGCGUCAAAACUUACCGAUAUUCCCGACGCACGAGCUCCGAUGGCACGAGCGAUACUGUCAGCUCCCAGGGCUCCAUAACCCGGAUAUCGCGACCUAACCGCUAUGACAACAACUCGAACGAGGCAACCCAAGAAACAUUGAACACAACUCCUAAACGAACUCUUACUCGACCAACCCGUCGACGAAAUUUCGGUGAUGGGACCGAAUUAGCUUCGUUCGACGACUUACCUACGUCUUCUGCAGCCGAGAGUAAAUAUGUAAAACAACCAUGUGGACGUGGUGCUCCACGAGCCUUGAGACACAAAUUGGGUCUCAGUCAAUCCUCCAUACAAUUGAAACCAGAAAGUCCAACCCCCCAAGCUCCGACAAGCAGUACUCCAUUCCAACAAGGGUCAAUUCCUAGAUUUGCACGCGACACCAAUGCCUCCAGAAACGCAAGGGAGCAGCGCAUCGCCUCUAUGUCAUCAAGCUCAAAGAGUAGUCGGGAGAGUAACGCUCUUGCCCCUCUGAACUCCAACUGGAAAACGCAGACUAUUUCACGGAUGCCGUCAAGCACAGUAUCCGUGAGGACCAAGAGGACCAAAUCUGGCACGAUUUCAGGGUCCAGGCCCCAGUUAAUCAAGCCCAUUGGUGUGGGUGUCCAGGAAGCCAAAUCCAUAAAUGGGAUGCAGUACAACCCUGCUUCGUACCGCUGGGAGGGGAACGAGAAUAUGGUCCAUGGAUUCGAUACUACCUCACCCAAGUCCCCGAAGUCCUCGCCCGCCCUUAUUACUAACUUUGGAGCGAUGCAAAAUGUGCAGGUAGUCGGUGGAAUGGUGUUUGAUCCACAGCGCAUGUGCUGGCUCAAGCUUGCACCAUCACAACCUGGGGUAGAUGGACUUGUCGCAGUCCAAGACGAGGACGAUGUCUUUUCCAACUUUGUUGACCUAAAAGAGAACUCUGGUAUCUCUGGGAGAAGAGGUCCUGGCGUCCUUGAUGAUCUUUGUCCUGCCGCAAGUGGAGAUGACCGGAGUUGUGAGGAUUCAUCAGAUGAGUGGCCCAUUACCGAGGAGUUUGAUGUUGGCCCGGAGUUUAUCAGACGCCAGCAUACGGAAGAAGAAAAGUGGAGACGCAAGGUUGACAAGUGGGUUAAUCAUAAUCAUAAUCAUAAUCAUGCUGGGUUCGGAAGCAGCUGGAGAUGGGCCAUCCGGGAUCUGGUAAGGAUCAAUAGCUCUCUCGGCGCUCAAGGGCUCAAUAAUCCAUGA